Messenger RNA from Pogona vitticeps (central bearded dragon), 1393 nucleotides. The record is from RefSeq and is a predicted model, not a curated record. NCBI's taxonomy places the organism in Eukaryota, Metazoa, Chordata, Lepidosauria, Squamata, Agamidae.
AUGGCAGAGGACAGCAAAGAGCUGCCAAUGGAUGAAGAAAUUCUGGCUCCUGCUGACGACAACCUGGAACAGCUGGAGAAUGGCAGCCCCAUUGAAUGCAGUGGCCAUGUGGCUGUGACCGACAGGCAGUCCCCGGCCCUUCCUCUCGGCCUCGAGCUGCCUUCCUUCGAGACGGUGCAAGCGCUGGCGGAGAGCCGCUACUCGUGCCUGGUGGUGACCCCGCACCGAAGGCACGUCGCGCUGCCGCCGCGGUUCCUGCACCGGAAGCGGACCGGGAUUUGCGCCCAGCUGGAUGCGGAGCUGCGACGCUACUCCGAAAGUUUUCAAGGCGUUCCUGUGGCUUAUGACGAUAUUAAAAUAACAAAAGAACUGGGAGAUAUUAUCGAUGACAUUGGAGCCAUCCAUCUGAACAUUGAAGCAAAUUUUGUUGUCUUUCAGCCUAAAGCUGGGAAAAAACUUGUGGGUGUAAUCAAUAAAGUGGCACCUAGCCAUCUAGGAUGUCUGGUACAUGGAUGUUUUAAUGCUUCCAUCCCUAAACCUGAUCACAUAUCAACUGAUGAAUGGAAAAAUGUUGGCUUUCAAAUAGGCAAUAGACUGGUAUUUAAAGUGUUGCAGUUUGACUCAGAUGCUGCUGGAGUGUUCUGUAUCAGAGGAAGAUUGUGUAGAAACAGCAUUGAAGAAGAGACGCCAAGGGAAAAGCACAAGAAAAAACAUGACAAGCAUUGUGACAUGCAGAAUGGCGUAGAGGAAAUGGAGACUGACAUGGCAGCUAUUGGGAUUGAAAGUGGAGAUAUAGCAAACCAUGACAUUGAUAGUAGAAUACAAGAUGUGCCAGACAGAGAAGAUGGUCAGAACAUAGCAGACUUAGGAACACAUGCCAGCGAUUCAAGUGGUUACCAUAGUGAUCAUGGCAAAUCUAAGAAAAAGAAAAGAAAAUUGUGCGAGGAAGAUGAUGGACUCCCUGGAUUGUCACAACCAAAAGCUAAAAAGAGAAAAGAAUGAGAGAGAACCUGUGAAGUGCAGAAAUGCAGUCAUUGGACCUGGAAUUCUUUUAUUAGAUAAAUCUGUAUUUUUACACUUCAUUUUAGUUUCACUAGCUGAUUAACCAGAAAUCAUUAUGUGCUGUGCAUAUGCACAUGAGAAAGUUGAAUAGAAGUAGUUAACCAGAUGUGAAAAGAGAAUAACGGGGGUUUUGUACACUGAUCAUUCUGCAAUAUAUACAAAGUGUUGUCCACCAAAAGUUUUGGGUUGGGCGAAGUAGGAGACAUUCUUACGUACAGUAUUUCUUCCUGAACUUGGCAGAAUUGUGAGAUAUAAGGUUCCAAGACUUUCCCCAACAUAAUCAGAGUGCAUCUCGAUUUAAAUAAAAUAAAUAAAACCAGACUGUCAGCUG